UAUGUGAGCUCCCUCUGAAUCUCUAUCGAUGUGAGAAUGUCUGAAUGUGCAAUAUUUUGAAAUCCAACAAACUUUCCCUCCAAUUGCUCUCUCCUCUUCAGCACUUUCUCCAAUCCCCACCGCCGGCAUAAUCCUCUUUUGAGUCUUCUCCUCUUUACCGGAACACUAUCUCCGGAGUUGAUUUUUCCGUCGUGACUUCAGCCGCUAAAGCUCAGAUAUCCUGACAUCUUAACUACCGCCUGUGAUUCAGCUGCUUGCUCGCAUUGCGUGAAUAAAGGCCGAUUGGGGGAACAUCUGUUGUUUUGAGUUUUGACUAAUGGAUGCUCAUUCGUUGAAGUCCGUGCUGGACUUGCCUGCUCUGUUCCGCUCAGCUUUCAGUUUCAGAUAUUUUAACUCAUUGCAGAGUGAAUGCUUUCCUACUUGUUACCUUUCGGACGUGAACAUGGUUAUUUCGGCACCUACUGGAAGUGGGAAAACAGUGCUUUUUGAGCUAUGCAUUUUGAGGCUUCUCUCAAGGUUCAUAUCCAGUGAGGGUGUCUUUGCACACGCCAAGGGAUCUCUGAAGACGAUCUAUGUGGCACCUUCUAAAGCUCUGGUACAAGAGAAACUUAGGGAUUGGACCCAAAAGUUUGGUUCAUGGGGAAUCAUUUGUCUGGAGCUGACAGGGGAUAAUGAGUACUACAACAAUAAGGAUAUUGUGGAUGCUGACAUAAUUCUUACUACUCCAGAGAAGUUUGAUGCUGUGACUCGAUAUCGCAUUAAAGAUGGAGGCCUGAGCUUUUUCAGUGACAUUGCACUGGUAAUUAUUGAUGAAGUUCAUCUGUUGAGUGAUCCUCGUGGAGCAGCUUUGGAGGCUGUCGUUAGCCGAAUCAAAAUGCUCUCUUCCAGUCCCGAAAUGAAAAACACUCCUCUAGCUCAUGUUCGUAUUCUAGCUGUCUCGGCUACAAUACCGAAUAUAAAUGACAUCGCGGAGUGGCUUAUGGUUCCUAACCAAGGAAUUAAAAAGUUUGGUGAAGAAAUGAGACCAGUAAAAUUGACAACCAAAGUUUUAGGCUACACUCCUGCGAAGAAUGACUUUCUAUUUGAAAAGCGCCUUCAGAACUACAUAUUUGAUAUCCUCAUGCUACAUUCAAGAGGCAAGUCUGCACUGGUAUUCUGCUCAACACGGAAAGGAGCACAAGAGACUGCCCAACGGAUCACACAAACAGCUAUGACAUUUGGUCAUUCAAAUCCUUUCAUAAAAAACAGAGAGCAUCAAGACAGACUGAGAGAAGCUUCACUGUCAUGUGGUGAUAAACAAAUGCAAUCUUAUAUUCCAUAUGGUGUUGGAUACCACAAUGGUGGGCUUUCAAUGAAGGAUCGAAAUCUUAUUGAAGGUCUCUUUCUGAGCGGUGAUCUGCAAGUUCUGUGCACCACAAAUACUCUUGCCCAAGGAAUUAACCUGCCGGCAUAUACAGUUAUAAUAAAGUCAACACAAUACUUCAACCAGGAGAAGCGUCUUUACAUGGAAUAUGACAGAUCUAUGAUCCUGCAGAUGUGUGGAAGAGCAGGCCGUCCACAAUUUGAUGAUGCAGGACUGGUUAUAAUAAUGACCAGAAAAGAAACUGUACACUUAUAUGAGAACCUGCUAAGUGGAUGUGAAAUGGUGGAAUCACAACUGCUUCAAUGCAUUACUGAGCACUUGACCGCAGAGAUUGUUCAACUGACAGUUUCAGAUAUUACCAAAGCAAUCAAAUGGAUGAAAUGCUCAUAUUUGUUUGUGAGAAUGAAAAAGGCAUGUUCUUCUGCUCAUAGCAUGGACGACCAGUUUGCUAGUAGCUAAUUGGAUUAUUGAUGCUUUAUAAAUUUGAAAACCAGAACCCUGAGAAUUAUGCAAUAAAGAAACAACUAGCCAGUGAGCAUGUAGAAAGGCAUCUGCAAGAGAUAUGUGUUCAGAAGGUCAAUGAGUUAACACGGUACCAAAUGAUCUGGACUGAUGAGGACGGUUUCCUCUUAAAGCCUCUUGAGCCUGCAAAAUUGAUGACAAAAUACUAUCUAAAAUUUGAGACAAUGAAACACAUUAUGCAGGCACCUGCAAACUGUAGCAUAGAAGAUGUGCUUCAAAUUAUUUGCCAUGCUGAGGAGAUUUCUUGGAUACAACUCAGGCGCAAUGAAAAAAAACUUCUGAAUGAUAUAAACAAUGACAAAGAUAACAGGCUACGGUUUCACAUACUCGGUGAUAACAAGAAGAAGAAAAAGCGGAUCCAAACUAAGGAAGAGAAGAUAUUUAUUUUAGCUAAUGACUGCCUUACUGGAGAUCCUUUAGUUCACGAGUUGUCAAUGACCCAGGACACCAAUUCUAUAUGCACAAAUGGAAGCAGAAUUUCAAAGUGCAUGAAAGAGUACUUUGUUUACAAGAAAAACUACAUUGGAGCUCUGAGUUCAGCACUUCUUGCCAAAUCUUUGCAUCAAAAAGUGUGGGACAACAGUCCAUUCUUGCUGAAGCAAUUACCUGGCAUUGGAAUGGUGACGGCAAAGGCACUGAACUCGAUGGGGGUGAAAUCUUUUGAGGCUCUUGCUGAUGCUGAUCCAAGAAAGAUUGAGAUAGUGAGUGGUCGUAAAUAUCCAUUUGGAAACCAUAUAAAAGGAGCAUUAUUAUCACUUCCACCAAAAAUAGAGUUGAAAGUAGAGGAAACUGAGAGUCAGAGGCGAGGUAAGUCAAAGGUAGUCGUGACUUUGACGAGGAUUUCUCAACCUGCACAAAUGAAUAAAAGACACUAUGCUGAUCUGAUAAUUUCUAUGGAAGAAGAUAACCUGAUUCUAUUUCAUGAAAAGAUAAGAGUGGAUGACUUUCCAAGCCCAUAUAGUGCAACGGUUAUAGUGCCUGACCCUCAGAAAGGGAAGCUCACUGUGAAAGCAGAUCUGAUAUUUGACGAAUUCAUUGGUGUUGAUGUCCAUCAAAGCGUAACAUUGAUGAAGGAUAUAGGUGAUAGUAUUAUUAAUAAACUGAAACCAAGGCAGCCCCCCUCCUGUAAACCGAAGGAUGCAGGCAUCCUAGUUCUAGACGAUGAAACUGAAGGUGUUAUAGACAUGCCAAGUUUCAAUCUUAUAGAUGACGACUCAGAGGAAGUUGGAACUGAUGAAGACGAUGAAUGCAAGAUCAUCUCUGAAAAGAACAUAUUUGAUCACAUACGUGAAAAGGCGAAAAACUUACCUGCACCGGUCAUUUUGGGUGAUACUGCAUUAGAGACAAACUUGGCUCUUAUUAGAAAACGAACUCGUGAGAGACUGAUUUCAAUUGAUGCUCCAAUAGAAGUAUUAGAUGAAGGAACAAGCAAAGUUUCACGUUACAGCAUGGCCCUUCAAUCUGCUAGAGCUCAUCAACAGGAAAUGAAGUUCUCAGACAAAGAUCUACUAACUUCAGAAAAUCAUAAUUUCUCUAAGGACACCAUCAGUCCUACAAAUUACACGGGGAAACUUUUAUAUGAACCCGAUUCUGUUCAACCAGUAUUCACACACGUGCAAGAUUCACCAACGUGGGAGGCCACUGAAUCCAUGGAAUAUAAUUUGGCCAAUCAAAAGAACUGCUUCAACACUCGGUGUGAACAAGGCAGCUGUUCUGAUUUUGAGGGUUUUACAGGCGCAACAAGAGGCGUGACAGAUAGUAUUGUUGAUUUGGACCCUGAACCUCUGGAGAGAAAGCAACAUGAAUCUAAAGGGGGCACAAAGGUGAGGAAUGGUGAUGAUCAGCCUCCGGUGAUGUUAAGAACCUUGUCGGGAUACAGAGCAGCUGAUGAGGUGCCAUCAUCACCUUUGCCGAAAAAGGGAAUUGGUGAGUUGAGAAACUCUUCAGAAAUGAAAGGGAAGAAUCUCCCUUCUCAAUGUUUAUUGGAAAGGCCGUGCUCUUCAUCAGCAGUGGUGGGUGACAACAAGGAAGUGAACUCCUUCAUGGGGUUCAAAAGUGUGUUUUCAUUUCUAUAAAUAGAGUUGUUUCACUGCAUGUGGAUUUCAUAUUAUACUCGUGAACUACUGAAAUCAUUUAGACUAAAGUAACUCGGAUCGAAAUGGCUAUCUAAUUGGUUAUGACUUUACGAGUCUUUUUUUUUUACCUUAC
Molecule: messenger RNA, 4093 nt
Organism: Cuscuta epithymum
Lineage: Eukaryota; Viridiplantae; Streptophyta; Magnoliopsida; Solanales; Convolvulaceae
Source: the annotation of a GenBank genome assembly